Messenger RNA from Phyllostomus hastatus (greater spear-nosed bat), 552 nucleotides. RefSeq lists its product as uncharacterized. The record is from RefSeq and is a predicted model, not a curated record. NCBI's taxonomy places the organism in Eukaryota, Metazoa, Chordata, Mammalia, Chiroptera, Phyllostomidae.
AUGGCAGGGAUUUCACUUUGUAAUCAUCUCCCAGGAGAAGCUGUCCGAACAGCUGCGAAGGCAAGAGCGAGCUACAAUGGACAGUGAUGUUUUUUACAGCACAAGGAGCUGAAGCUGACCAAAUUGAAUCUUUUCUGCUUUUCACUGGAGGGCUCUAUGGGCAGUUUAUAUGAGCCAGUCCCAGAGCAGCAUGCUAACAAAGAAAGCACCUCUGUUGGCACUAAGUUCCCUGAACAGCAUUACAACAGUUUUUUUGAACUCUAUAUCUGGUCAAUCUGGAGAUCUAUGUCUGAAAACAAAGGAUUUGAAAGGAAAACAGUCAAUGAUACAAUUUGGCAGGAAUCCUGCAAGCCUGAGAAUGAUCCCCACAUCAGAAGACUCUGUCAGCGGAAAGAUUUACAUGAAGAUGAUUUUCUUUUGAGUAAUAACAUGCAUACUCUUCAAGGAGAAAAACUACAAGAUGUUUCUUAUCAGAAGCUGAAGAUACAACCUUGGUUUCCUGUAUGAAAUUAUCCAAAUUUCAAGAAAAGAAAGUUAAUAAUAUUAGCACAA